Molecule: messenger RNA, 753 nt
Organism: Cooperia oncophora
Lineage: Eukaryota; Metazoa; Nematoda; Chromadorea; Rhabditida; Trichostrongylidae
Source: the annotation of a GenBank genome assembly
AUGGGAUCGGGCAACACUUGUGUGAUCGACUUGAAAUAUAAUGAAAUCAAUCAUACAAAUGAAAUCGAGGACAUUUUCGCAGUUACGGACAGGACAAAGUCGACUGCAGCUACGAAAUGCAACGGGCAAUCGAGCAGAGGCCACGCCGUGAUCGAACUUGCAAUCCAAUGGCUUGACAAGACUUCAGGAGCUUCUCAAACCGCCUGCCUGCAUCUGGUCGAUCUUGCUGGCUUUGGAAAGUCGAGGAAUCCGAACUGUAUCCGAUGUCAGCUGAGCAAGAAUCAGCACAUACCAUAUCGUAAUUCGAAGCUGACAGUGAUUCUGCGUGACAGCCUUGGAGCUGGUAAUUCGAAGACGAUGAUCAUCACAGCUCUGCAUCCGGCUGCAACUCAAAUUGCGGAAAAAACGAAGUUUGGAGUUUGCUCAGCUGAUGAGCAUGACCAAGAUUGGCUCCGCAAAGAAGCAAGAGCAAUGAAAUCAUCAAACUUCGAUCAACGUUCCGCUGAUGACAUUUUGGCAAAAUACCAACCAGCCGCUGCACAGUUCCCAGAUGAGGUUCAACCACCAGUUGAACUAGCUUCAUCAGCCUCAGAAAGUGCACCAUCCGAGCAAGUGAUCACGUAUUAUUCACCUGAUAAUCUCACGGAAUGCAGACUCCUUCGCAUCAACAGAUGGCACGAUUGCCGAUUUGUCUUUCUCUGCUUCCAAAGCCAUUUGAAUAAGUAUUCAACAUGUUGUCCUCAAGGGCGAUAG